Messenger RNA from Ilex paraguariensis (yerba mate), 1381 nucleotides. Lineage: Eukaryota; Viridiplantae; Streptophyta; Magnoliopsida; Aquifoliales; Aquifoliaceae. The record is from the annotation of a GenBank genome assembly.
AUGUCACGCGGCGGUGAGGCAUCCUCCGCCGUGAACGGUGGCGCCGGCGGUGGAGAGAUUUUGUUGUUUGGUGUGAGAGUGAAGGUGGAUCCUAUGAGGAAAAGCGUUAGUAUGAACAAUCUGUCGCAGUACGAGCAGCCUAAUUAUAAUAGCAACGAAUCUUCCAACGCUGCUGCUGAUAUUGCUGCCGCCGGUUACGCCUCCGCCGACGAGGCCGUCAACCGCCACUCAUCCGGAGGUCGCGAGCGUAAGCGAGGAGUUCCAUGGACAGAGGAAGAACACAAGUUGUUCCUAUUAGGACUGCAGAAAGUAGGGAAAGGAGAUUGGAGAGGAAUCUCAAGGAAUUUUGUGAAGACUCGCACGCCGACACAAGUUGCUAGUCAUGCUCAGAAAUACUUCCUCCGCCGAAACAACCUCAAUCGCCGUCGGCGCCGAUCUAGCCUCUUUGACAUCACCACCGACUCGGUCACGGCAAUUCCAAUGGAACAAGAUGUUCGUCAUGGAAGUCCACAACCAGUUCUGCCACCACAGUCACUGCUUCCACCUGAAACAUCUAAUAUCAGUGGAUUCCCAGUAACACCUUUUCCGAUGACAGUUGGCCCUGUUCUAUCACCACUAAAGAUUGAGAAUCCAAUCGAGAGCCUUAGCCAGGGACAAGGUCAUCAGGUGUCGACGAUGCUCGUCCAUCCAAUCCCAGUUCUUCCAAUGCCUAAUGCAUCAAGAAUGACAGAUCUCAACUUAAAUCAGAAAUCAACAGCUGAAGCUUUCCCCCUGUCGCUGAAGUUGUCUCUAUCUUCCGAUCAGAAUUAUCAGUCAGAGUGGAGGAAUUCAGCAUUUCAGGUGAUGCCAGGCUUCAACAAUGGAGAUAACAUCAUUAGCGUUGCAUAAGAAAGAUAAUAACUUUUGAAAAAAAAAGAAUGAUAAGGUAAUUAGUUUGGCUCGAAUUGAUCUUCUGUUUUUGUACAGACCAGAACCAUGUGAUGUCUUGAUAUGCUACUACUUGUUCUGUGGUACGAUCUUAGAUUCUUGUUUGUUUGUGUUUUGUUGGUAGUUGGGAGGAAAAUAGCAAUAGUGCCCUCUUGUUGUUUGCUAGUAUGGGUGGGGUUGGUCUAGUGGUUUCUAACUUUCUUUAGUUUUUUUUUGGGGAAAAUAUCCAAGUGGGGGUUACUGGUGGAUAGUCAAUUGUACUCCUUAUAUGAUAAAAUCGGUACUGUUGUCUUGUUUGUCCGUGCAAAGGAGAUGUAUUUGUCAGAAUGUGGAUGGAAUUGAGUCGUUAUUAAUGGUGAUGGUACAGUGGUAGGACCUUUGAUCUUUAAUUUCUGUGGUGUGGGAUGAAUUUUUAUUAGACGGGGAGAUGAUGUUCUUUGUUGUUAUUAUUAUU